Puntigrus tetrazona (Sumatra barb) is the source of this 3611-nucleotide messenger RNA. RefSeq names its product phospholipase A2, group VI (cytosolic, calcium-independent) (gene pla2g6). Lineage: Eukaryota; Metazoa; Chordata; Actinopteri; Cypriniformes; Cyprinidae. Gene Ontology annotation, cellular component: mitochondrion. Gene Ontology annotation, biological process: cardiolipin acyl-chain remodeling; positive regulation of ceramide biosynthetic process. The coding region runs from base 134 to 2593 and encodes 819 amino acids. The record is from RefSeq and is a predicted model, not a curated record. The transcript has 18 exons. Gene Ontology annotation, molecular function: protein binding.
UGUCAGUCACGCUUACACAAGGUUGGUUGUGAUGCAGUGAUUGUUGAUGUGUCCUGUCAAACAUCAGUGAUCUGCUGAGUCUGUAUAUCCGUAACCGUACGUGAUAAUGAAAUAGCGACAAGUCCAAGUCACCAUGCAGUUCCUGGGCCGUAUAUUGGACACGGUGAGCUCUGUGUCAACUCUGUUCUCCAACCCGUACCGUGUGAGAGACGUGCAGCUGUCUGAUUACAAUGGCAAAGUGCUAAUGAAACAGGAGGGAAGGCUGGUCCUGUACAAGAACCAACAGAGCCAUUCAUGGGACUGCCUGCUUCUCUGCCCCGAGUCUUCAUCUGUGGCUCUGAGGAUGUUCCAGGUGGCUUCAGAGGAAGACGCCAUGAAUUGGUUUCCUCAGUACGCCCUCAAGCUCCGCCCGUUUUACGAGAUGCUCCGCCCACCACUGAAACCUGAAACGUUCCAGCCGAUCGCGGACUGCGUGCGGAAUCACCCUGACUGGAGCUCGGCCCACAUCGCCGUGGAUACUGGGCUGAGAGACUGUCUCAAACACAAUUACGUUUUGAGUCAGAUGAACGCCCGUGACGCCCAGGGCCAGACCCCGCUGCACCUGGCCUGCGAGAGAGGAGACGUGGGCUGCGUGCGCGAGCUUCUGGAGGAGUGUCAGGCUCGUACGGACAUCAAGGACAAGAGCGGAGAGACGCCCAUGCACUGCGCCGCCAAACAAGACUCCGUUGUUAUCAUCGAGGUCUUGUGCGCGCAGAUGUGCGCGGGUGUGAACGAGUUGAACGCCGCCGGGGAGACACCGAUGCACAUCGCGUGCCGUCUCGGGAGGGUGGAGGCGGUCAAGGGCCUGCUCGGGGGCGGAGCCUGCUGCGACAUCAUGGGAAGCAACGGCUAUCCGAUCCACACUGCCAUGAAGUUCAGUGAGAAAAGUUGUGCCGAAGCAAUUUUAAACAGCAACCCUAAUCAACUUCUUGCGGAGGAUCCGAUUUAUGGAGGAACGCCUCUUCACUGGGCCAAGACUGCCGAGAUGAGUCGGGUGCUGCUGGACCGAGGGUGUAACAUUAACUACCUGAGCAAGACUGGAGAGAGUCCAUUACACAUCCUGACCAAGAGGGGGCGCUUUGAGGCCGCAAUGACACUGCUGACCCAUGGAGCCGACCCCAACAUUAAGGGUCAGGAUGGAAACACAGCACUGCACCUCGCCAUGAAGUUGGACCACAUGGACCUUAUCAAAGCUCUCAUGGUGUUUGGAGCAGAUGUGGAGGUUCACAAUGACCUCGGAGAGACUCCGGGACUCAUUGCUGCUCGAACCAGCAAGGGACCCAACCGUAAGGUGCUUUUGAACAUGCUGUGUAGUGUAGGGGCAGAGCGGUGUCACCCCCCCUCCCUCAACAGCCCUGUCCUCAGUGUCAACAAAGCUCCGCCUCCUGGCAUAGGGUUUGAUGACAUCAUGAAUGUGGCAGUAGCCGUCACUGCCAUGAGUCGUGGAUUUGCAGAGGUUGAUGGGCUCAAGACAGGAACCAAGAAAUCGGACAGAUUGCUGUGUCUAGAUGGUGGAGGAAUAAAGGGACUGGUUCUGAUCCAGAUGUUGAUUGCUUUGGAGAAGGAGGCAGGACGGCCCAUCAGGGAACUCUUUGACUGGGUGUCUGGAACUAGCACUGGUGGCAUACUGGCCCUAGCAAUUGUACACGGUAAAUCGAUGGAGUAUCUGCGCUGUCUGUACUUCAGAAUGAAGGAACAGGUAUUUAAAGGUUCUCGACCGUAUGAGUCUGGCCCUCUGGAGGAAUUUCUGAAAAAUGAGUUUGGAGAAAAUACCAAGAUGACGGACGUCACACACCCCAGAGUAAUGGUGACUAGCGUUCUUGCAGACAGACACCCUGGAGAACUACAUCUGUUUCGUAAUUACGACCCACCUGCCCUGCAAAGAGAGCCUCCAUACACAUCUACAGCCACAUUUCAACCCCUUACUGUGCCGCAGGGAUGGGAGGACGAAGAUCUUUUGGUAGUAGGAUAUACUCGACCUCCCAGAAAGCGUAGGAAAGUGACGGAUGAAGAGCAAUUAGUUUGGCGUGCUGCCCGCUCCAGUGGAGCUGCUCCUACGUACUUUCGACCAAUGGGCCGUUUCCUGGAUGGAGGGCUGCUGGCCAAUAACCCAACACUAGACACCAUGACAGAAAUACACCAGUACAACAAAGCCCUGAAGGCACAGGGCCGUGAAUCAGAGGUGUGCAGGUUAGGUGUGGUCAUCUCUUUGGGCACAGGUAAACCUCCUCAGGUGGCAGUAAAUUCGGUGGAUGUUUUCAGGCCUUCCAAUCCACUGGAGCUGGCCAAGACCUUUGUUGGUGUCAGAGAACUGGGCAAGAUGCUCGUGGACUGUUGUACUGACUCUGAUGGGUGUGCAGUGGACCGGGCCCGAGCGUGGUGUGAGAUGACCGAUAUAAACUAUCACAGGUUGAGUCCUCAGCUGUCUCAGGAGGUGAUGCUGGAUGAGGUCAGCGACGCCGUGUUAGUUGACAUGCUGUGGGAGACUCAGAUGUACCUGUACGAGCACAGAGAUGUCAUACAGACCCUCUGCCAGCAGCUGCUGCAGCUCUGACGACCGCUUCCAGAUCAAGGCUGAUGAACGAGGCUUUUGGUGGCACAAUAUGCAUAAAUGAUUUAUCUUAACAAAUAACGAAUCUGUUUACAUUAGUGUGUGUAUGUUGUUCUGAUACGUUCAAUUUAUUUAUAGGCAGAAUAUUUAAAAUAUAUAUAUAUAUAUUGAAUUAUAACACGCUUUCCCCAUAUGUCAUGAUUACCAAAUUGGACCAAGGUUGAUACAAUAUAAUAACGCGAAUGAAGGAUUAGUUUUAUAAAAACUACCACUACUCAUUGCAAAAUGUGAACCGUGAGAUAUUUUUAUAUCGCAUAAUACUUUAUUCAUGCUAAAUUGCUCAGUUAACAUGUUCUAUGUUUGACGUUUGCAUCCAAGUGAAGUGGAAAGGAAGUGAUUAGGUGCUUAGCAAUAUUUUUAAUGCAUUUGUCAAUGCAUUAAGUGCGUUUUAUCACGCGUGACAGUUUUAGAGAAAUUAACAUUUUUCUGGAACUUUCUCGUCAUGGGUCAAAGUAUAGCCACUGAAUACAAAGUGUAAUUGAACACAGAGUAUUUCCAUGCAUUUAAUAUUUGUUAUCCAUUAUCUUCAUAGUGUUUCUGUGCGCUGUCUCUCGUGUGUUAUUUUAAAGAAAAGCCUUGUUUUUUGUGCAAUCUGUCAGAUGUAGCCUUGCAUACUUGAACAUUUUUAAGCUGCAACUGAUAAAUUCUCUGUAUAGGAAUUUUAAAGCAAGGUGUGUAUUACAUCAUGACGUGUUUCUCAAUGCAGAUGCAUCAAGGAUAACUUGGAAACAUCUUUUAUUUCUUUAAAAUCUUGUGUUUUUGUGUGGUUUAUUGGUAACACAUUUACAGUUUAAUUUUCUACAAAAGAAAACAGAAAUAAAUUAACAGUGGACCUACAGAUUUGUUGUUCAGAGACCAAAAUAAGCAUUUAUUUCUACUUUCUACCUAUAACCUGCUGCUGUGGCACUAAUUUGAAACGUUGAUAUAAACUUGAAAUAAAAAGUGCAUAUAAUUAUUCAAA